Messenger RNA from Oncorhynchus tshawytscha (Chinook salmon), 701 nucleotides. RefSeq names its product coiled-coil domain-containing protein 8-like. Bases 119 to 673 code for a protein of 184 amino acids. The transcript is spliced from 3 exons. Lineage: Eukaryota; Metazoa; Chordata; Actinopteri; Salmoniformes; Salmonidae. The record is from RefSeq and is a predicted model, not a curated record.
UCUGGGAUUCCUUUAUGAGGUGCAACCAAAACAGCUGUUAAACAUUGCAACAGGGAUAUUCUGGCAGGGUGUCUGUGUAGCAUUAGUUCUGAAUACGGUUGUGGUUUUGAUCACUAAAAUGGCUGUGACUUUUGGACUCUCUUUGAGUGUUUCUUGGCUUUGUUGCCUGCUAAUUGGAGGGAUAAAGUGUUUUCCACUUCAAGGUGGUGCUUAUGGGCAUCCUGCCUGCACUGGACCUGAACCAACUGGAUCCCAAGCAAGUGUGGUGUCUGGUCCAAAUGCUAAAGCUACUGGCUACAAUACCCUGGCAAGUGUGAUGCAGGGUCCAAAUGCCACAGCUGAAGCAACUGCUAAACAUACCUCUGCAGUAGCGGCUGCCGGCCCGCGCGCCUCUGCUGAAGCAACUGCCAGCCAUACCUCUGCAGAAGCGGCUGGCCCCCGCGCCUCAGCUGAAGCAACUGCCAGCCAUACCAAUGCAGUAGCGGCUGCCGGCCCCCGCGCCUCUGCUGAAGCAACUGCCAACCAUGCCUCGUCAGAAGCGGCUGGCCCCCGCGCCUCUGCUGAAGCAACUGCCAAACAAAGCUCUGCAGAAGCGGCCGCCGGCCCCGCGCCUCUGCUGAAGCAACUGCCAACCAUGCCUCGUCAGAAGCGGCCGGCCCCGCGCCUCAGCUGAAGCAACUGCCAGCCAUACAUCUGCAGUA